AUGGACACAGCGGCUAAAGCGUUUGAGCAGCACGUGGCGCUGGACGAGGGCGUGUUGGCCACGUCAGCGCCACUGGAGAUCGGACAGCUUGACUGCGUCAUCCUGCAAGUGAGCGAGGGUCUUGCGGGAUAUCCGGACCUGAGUCAGAAGACGUACGAGCUGCGCACGCAAUUGGUGGAGGAGAAAGCGAUUGGCGCAGCAGGAGCCAUUGAAGGGGUAUUGGAGCUGCUGAAGGCCAACGAGAAGGCGCUCGAGUACUUCAAGGGAAGCAUCGUUGGAGUGCUGACGGGUCAACCGCUGCCGUUGCGUCCUCCCUUCUUUGGCGGUACGAUCCCUGAACCUGCUGCAGAGGCGGUAGGCUCUGCACGCAAACGCUCGUUGGAGAAGACAACAACGACAGUACAAGGAGCAGAAGGCAAGCGACCGAAGGCGGAGGAGAGCGAAAAGAACAAAAAGGACAUCGCGUCGCCUCCCCUAAGAGCAGCAUUGGCUGAGGAGACCAAGUAUGAGUCGGAGGAAGUCAAGAUCCGAGCCAUGAACCCAACGUACACGAUCCCAACGCAGUGGGAGCACUUGUACUUCAAGCAGGUGGAAGUAAUCAACAUAAGCAACCGCCUCGCUAAGGAAAGGAUCCAGGCCAAGCGCUUUGCAGGCGAACCAUUCUUGCUGGAAGGUCACACUGGCUGGCUGAAAUUUGCGGACGGUUGGAUUAAGCCGGAUGGGACGCUGGACGCGGCGGCAUUUCUAAGCGGCAUUCACGACGUGAAGGUUCCUGUUCUAGAGCGCAAUUACGAGGAGCGGAACCCCAUCAAGACGCACUUGCCGCUGAGUUACUACGUCAAGAACUACUGGGAGCACGGCAAGUCUGAUUACUAUCUGCACCAAUGGCAAUUCCCGCUGGACCCGAAAGCUGGUCCACUGUUGUGCUACAAGAGCGAGGAGCUGCCUGUGCUGGGAGACAAUUUGCUGUUGUAUUGGCUGGAUGCUGUGCGUGGCGACAACCCUCUGCAGUAUCUUUUCAUGGGCCAGAAGAGCACAAGAAGUCGCAUGCACUUGGACCCAGGAGGCCUGGGCAUCACCAUCGCCCCAGUUAUCGGAACUAAGCGCGUCACGAUGCUGCACCGUGAGGCAGCCAAACUGGACUCUGUCCACGAGUCUGUCAACUUCCAUGACGUGGAUCUGGAUCAGAUUCCCCAACUUGCGUUCCUGCCAGCGUGGCGUGUAGACGUCAAACCAGGCCAGAUCCUGUACAUGCCUGAAGGGACACUGCACGCGUGUGAAAACGUCACCGCGUGUCUGUCCUACCAUCGCUUCCACGUGGACACUGUGAACCUCCCAGGCUUCUUACGGUCGUUUUUGGCGCAGGACUCUCCAACGAUCAACCACGCCGAGAUCCUCUGGAACGCUGCGCACGAUGUCAUGUCUGCGAUGGAGGAUAUCUACCAUGCCAACAACCAGGUCCUCGGGAAUGAGGUCGUCACGCUGCGCAAGCUAGAUACGCUGCGAGGGUUGCGUCAUGCUUGCCGCAUGCUGUCGCUGGAGCAGGUUUUACCCACUGAAGACUCGUGGGACUGGAAGAAACUGCUCGACGACAUCGACCACUUGUUGGUGCGGAUUGAUUCCAGCGCCAAGUUGAACAAGAAGAAGAAUUCUACCCAUGAAUCGACUCUGACCAAGGCGAUGGCUGCGCUAAACGGCGAGGAAGCGGCUGAAGCCAAGCAGAUAAUUGAAGCAGCGGCCAACAAGAAGAAGCUGGCAGUCAAGACCAAGGCGCAGACAACGGCUGCGAACACUCACUGGGACUCUCUGAAGCUUAAGGUGGGCGAUAUCAUUGGUGUGCAGGUCUUCGAGAAGCGCAACCGGGCAGAAGUGCUGAAGGUGGUGCACGACAAGGUGCUCGUGCAGAUCCACUACUCAGACUGGGAGUCGAUUUACGACGAGUUCCUGCCGGUGUCGUCUCUCUACCAGCGCAAAAAGGGCAAAAAGGUGGCGCUUAAGAAGACACCAGAGGUGCAUGAGACGGUGAUGGCGCGCUGGGGCAGCAAGGGCGAUGUGUACAACGCCAUCGUGCUCAAGGUCAUUCGCACCAACGCGUGCUACGUGCACUACCUCAAGUACGAAAAGGACUGGGACCAGUGGAUCCUGCCUGGCCACAUCUUCCGUAAGUACAACAAGGCCUAG
Phytophthora infestans T30-4 is the source of this 2181-nucleotide messenger RNA. RefSeq lists its product as uncharacterized. Gene Ontology annotation, cellular component: nucleus. Gene Ontology annotation, molecular function: cis-regulatory region sequence-specific DNA binding. The record is from RefSeq and is a predicted model, not a curated record. The transcript has 5 exons. Lineage: Eukaryota; Oomycota; Peronosporomycetes; Peronosporales; Peronosporaceae. Bases 1 to 2181 code for a protein of 726 amino acids.